Messenger RNA from Neofelis nebulosa (Clouded leopard), 3022 nucleotides. RefSeq names its product solute carrier family 1 member 7 (gene SLC1A7). The record is from RefSeq and is a predicted model, not a curated record. Gene Ontology annotation, molecular function: neutral L-amino acid transmembrane transporter activity; glutamate:sodium symporter activity; L-glutamate transmembrane transporter activity. Gene Ontology annotation, cellular component: plasma membrane. The coding region runs from base 248 to 2077 and encodes 609 amino acids. Gene Ontology annotation, biological process: L-glutamate transmembrane transport. Lineage: Eukaryota; Metazoa; Chordata; Mammalia; Carnivora; Felidae. The transcript has 12 exons.
UAAGAGGUGCACUUGGCUUUGAGGUCCAAACCCCCAGGCCACGUGGCCUGCUCUAAUUUCCCAGGCCCUGAUCUGUUCCUGGCUCCUAAUGACGCAGCCGGUAAUAGGAUUGUGGCUUCCCUCUGGGGCAGACACACAGGCCAUGGCCGUGGGGCUGGCGACUGGUGCUUAGCAACCCUGACCACCUGCCUGCUGAGCAGCCAGUGCCCCUGGCUGGGACGCCGAGCCCCCGGCUGGCCUCACGUGCAUGGAAUGGUGCUGUGCCUUGUGCCAGCAGACUGGGCUCACCAUGGUGCCAGGCGCUGUCCUGGCACGAGGGAGGGAUGUGUGCAAGCGGAACGGACUGCUCAUCCUGUCUGUGCUAUCUGUCACCGUGGGCUGCCUUCUCGGCUUCUUCCUGAGGACCCGUCGCCUAUCACCACAGCUGUCAGGUUCUGGACAUGUGACUCUGGAGACAGCUGACAGGCGAGGAGACCUAAUCCAAGGCCCCAAGGGUAGGCUAGACCCAGCGGCCUGUGAGGAAGCCAAUGAAAUUAGUUACUUCCAGUUUCCUGGAGAGCUCCUGAUGAGGAUGUUGAAGAUGCUGAUCCUGCCACUGGUGGUCUCCAGCUUGAUGUCUGGCCUCGCCUCCCUGGAUGCCAAGACCUCCAGCCGCCUGGGCAUCCUCACCGUGGCAUACUACCUGUGGACCACCUUCGUGGCAGUCAUCGUGGGCAUCAUCAUGGUCUCUAUCAUCCACCCAGGGGGCGCGGCCCAGAAGGAGACGACAGAGCAGAGCGGGAAGCCCAUCAUGAGCUCGGCCGACGCCCUGCUGGACCUUAUCCGGAACAUGUUCCCAGCCAACCUGGUGGAAGCCACUUUCAAACAGUACCGUACCAAGACCACCCCCGUUGUCAAAUCCCCCAAGAUGGCAUCAGAGGAGGCGCCUCCUCGGCAGAUCCUCAUCUACGGGGUCCAGGAAGAGAAUGGCUCUCAUGUUCAGAACUUUGCCCUGGACCUGACCCCGCCACCCGAGGUUGUUUACAAGUCAGAGCCUGACACCACCGAUGGCAUGAACGUGCUGGGCAUCGUCAUCUUCUCUGCCACCAUGGGCAUCAUGCUGGGCCGCAUGGGGGACAAUGGGACCCCUCUAGUCAGCUUCUGCCAGUGCCUCAAUGAGUCCGUCAUGAAGAUUGUGGCGGUGGCUGUGUGGUACUUCCCCUUUGGCAUUGUGUUCCUCAUCGCCGGCAAGAUCCUGGAGAUGGAUGACCCCACAGCAGUCAGAAAGAAGCUGGGUUUCUACGCGGUCACCGUGGUGUGUGGACUGGUGGUCCAUGGCCUCUUCAUCCUGCCCCUGCUCUACUUCUUCAUCACCAAAAAGAACCCCAUUGUCUUUAUCCGAGGCGUCCUCCAGGCCUUGCUCAUUGCACUGGCCACCUCCUCCAGCUCAGCCACACUGCCCAUCACCUUCAAGUGCCUGCUGGAAAACAACCACAUUGACCGGCGGAUUGCCCGCUUUGUGCUGCCCGUGGGCGCCACCAUCAACAUGGACGGGACAGCACUCUAUGAGGCUGUGGCCGCCAUCUUCAUUGCCCAGGUCAACAACUAUGAGCUGGACUUCGGCCAGAUCAUCACCAUCAGCAUCACGGCCACAGCGGCCAGCAUCGGGGCAGCUGGCAUCCCCCAGGCUGGGCUCGUCACCAUGGUCAUCGUACUCACCUCCGUGGGACUUCCCACUGACGACAUCACCCUCAUCAUCGCUGUCGACUGGGCUCUGGACCGUUUCCGCACCAUGAUUAACGUGCUGGGUGACGCGCUGGCGGCAGGGAUCAUGGCCCACAUCUGCCGGAAGGACUUUACUCAGGACACAGGCGUGGAGAAACUGCCGCCCUGUGAGACCAAGCCAGUGAGCCUCCAGGAGAUCGUGGCAACCCAGCAGAAUGGCUGUGUGAAGAGCGUGGCAGAGGCCUCAGAGCUGACCCUGGGCCCUGCCUGUCCCCACCACAUCCCUGUCCAGGUGGAGCAGGACGAGGAACCAGCUGCCACCUCUCUGGACCACUGCACCAUUGAGAUCAGUGAGCUUGAGACCAAUGUGUAGCCUGCAGAGCUGCAGGGGCCAGGGGAGGCCUCCAGGUCUAGGGGCCAAGGGCAGGAUCUCAACUCACUACUUUUCCGAGCACUCGACAGGAGCCAGGCUCACACACUCCUCCCACCCUUGAGAGGCCAGGAUUCGCCCCACAGGCCAGACAAUAGAGUCUCAGAAAGGGAAAGACUGCAUGUGGGAGCCCCAGCUGGAGAAUUAUGACCUGGCACAGCCAAGGCCCCAGCUAUGACAUUUCCACUGUGUUAACCUAUGAGGGUGGCAGCAGGGACUAUAUGGUCCCACUUUCUGGAUCGCAGAGUUGAGACCCCAUGAGCUGAAAACACUUGCCCCAGGUCUCAGGGCAGGUAACGUCAGGGCCAGGACUCUAACUCAAGUCUUCCAGGCCCUGGCCACUCUCUCCUGGAGGACAGGGGCCUGCAGGGCCAGAUGCCAAGGGUCUCUGCCCCUCUGCAGGAGCUCAGCAGCCACCACUGCCUUCAGUUUAUGAAGACACAGCGAUGUUCUGGUUCUGCCCCAGCUGAGUCCCUGCCCAGGCCAGUCACCCUCCCUGCCCCAUAACACGUGGCCUCAGACAAACAGCCCUCCCUGAGGACGGCCCAGCCCUAGGCCAAGGCCCGCUGCCUGCCACGUGCCACAGCCUGUCCCGUCUCCCAUCAGUCUCACCAGUCGUCUCUCACAAAGCUCAGCCCAUGUGGAGACAGCAUGGCCUCAGAAGAGCUGCAGGGGCCCUUGGAAACAUCUGGGCCAGUCUCCCACAGGACAGGUGGGCCAGCCAGGACUGGGGAGGCAGGCUUGCCUGGGAUGCUUUAGUCAAGCUGCCCAUGGAGCCUUGGGGUCAGCACUCUCCAUGAGCCUAUGUGAUGAAGUGGUGUUAGAUUUUCUACUCCUUUCUGUGUUUGCAAAUUCAGUGAUAACUAAAUAAAGGUGUUUUGUUUUUCA